Messenger RNA from Anopheles merus, 3481 nucleotides. RefSeq lists its product as uncharacterized. Gene Ontology annotation, molecular function: iron ion binding; heme binding; oxidoreductase activity, acting on paired donors, with incorporation or reduction of molecular oxygen. The transcript is spliced from 16 exons. The coding region runs from base 106 to 3357 and encodes 1083 amino acids. NCBI's taxonomy places the organism in Eukaryota, Metazoa, Arthropoda, Insecta, Diptera, Culicidae. The record is from RefSeq and is a predicted model, not a curated record.
GUAGAGCGAAACAGUCGCUUCGGAAGCAGCUGGUGUAGCAGAUUGUUCAACGAGCAGUGUCGCGUUUUCUGUGCAAAAAGUGUAUUACAUCAAAGUGAGUGCAGAAUGAACGUGCUAAAAUCUCCACUGUGGCAACAAUGGCUACGAUCCAGCGUGCUUCCGUGUGGGACAACUUCGAACAGACUGCUGAGUGCACAGGCCGCGGUCGAACACGUAGAUCCGGAAUGGUCCACAGCGAAACCGUACGAAUCAAUCCCCACUCCAUCGUUUAUGGAGAUGGCACGAAUGUUUGGCAACAAAGGUCGUUACGCAAAUCUGGAUCUGGUGGAGUUGCAUUCCCGCAUGUGGGAAGAUUACGGUGAUAUCGUUCGCUUUAAGGGAAUGUUUGGUCGCCGAGAUAUCAUUAUGACGUACAGCCCACCUGAUAUUGAGAAGGUGUUCCGCAACGAGGGACAGUGGCCGAUACGCCGUGGGUUCGAUAGUUUUGCGUACUACCGUACGCACGUACGACCAGAUAUCUUUAGCGAGACGGGCGGUCUAGUCACAGAACACGGUGAAAAGUGGCAAAAGGUGCGAACCAUCGUAAACCCGGUGAUGAUGCAACCGAAAACAAUUAAACUUUACGUCGAUCAGGUGGAUGAAAUAGCGCGAGAGUUUAUGACACUGGUAGCAGUCAUGAGAGAUGAGAAGAACGAGCUACCGAAGAACUUUGAUCAGUGGCUUAAUCGGUGGGCGCUUGAAACGAUGGGUGUUCUGGCGCUGGACACUCGGUUUGGUGUGUUGAAGGAUGAACAGACGGAGGAAGCCAAAAAGAUCCUUGGACUUGUACGUAACAUCUUCGAGCUAACGUAUAAGUUGGACGUGGAAAUGUCGCUCUGGAAGUACAUCAGUACACCAUCCUAUAGGAAAAUGAUGAGUGUCUUUGAUGAUCUAACAGCAUUGAUCAUGGCCAAAAUCGAUGAAGCGAAGCAGCGUCUCGAGAAACAUCCAUCAAACUCAGCCAAUCAAAGCGUACUGGAGAAGCUGCUCAAGAUCAACAAGCACGUUGCAGUGAUCAUGUCGCUUGAUAUGCUUAUUGCUGGAAUUGAUACGACAUCAUCCGGAUCGACCGGAGUGCUGUACUGUCUAGCGAAGAAUCCGGAAAAGCAGGCAAAGCUGCGUGAAGAGCUGCGUACCAUCUUGCCCAAAAAGGACUCUCCAUUGACGGCGGAGAAUAUGCACAAUCUACCUUACCUUAGAGCCUGCAUCAAGGAGGGUCUGCGAAUGUAUCAACCCGUAGCUGGAAACAUGCGUGCCGCCGGUCGGGACUUGGUCCUGCAGGGCUAUCAAAUUCCAAAGGGAACGGACAUUGCCAUGGGUACGGCGGUAUUGCAACGUAGCGAGAAGUACUUCCGCCGAGCCUCGGAGUAUCUACCGGAACGUUGGCUUUCCGAACGCCCAGCAGAUGUGCCGAGUGCAAAGGAUUCGAAUCCCUUCAUCUUCCUUCCGUUUGGCUUUGGUGCACGAAGCUGUAUCGGUAGGCGGCUCGCUAUGAUGGAGUUGGAGAUGAUUACCGCCCGGCUGGUGCGGCAGUUCGAACUUCGAUGGAACUACGAUAACCUACACUUCAAGCAAGCGUUGAUCAACAUUCCUGCCAAUCCGCUGCAGUUCGAACUGCGGGAUGUAGAUCACUGUUUGUUAGCACACUUCACUAGAACGCUGCGAUUGAUUGAAGCACUCAGCACCUUCAGUUCGAUGCACCCUUUGCGUAUGUUAGUCGUGUGCGCGUGUGAUUUCCCCUUCCGAAAAAUGGCUUGGCGUACUUUGAUGCAACGGUCUCGCGGUCCCACUGAACGUAUGUGCGCAAAAAGGUAUGUAAACACCGUUGCCACAGCAACGAAGCAGUUCAUAGAUCCGGAAUGGAGCCACGCAAAGCCGUACAAAGCCAUUCCCAGUCCGAAGUUGUUUGCGUUUGCGAAGGAAUUCAAAGAAGGAGGCCGUUAUUACGAUCUCACCGGUGCCGAUCUGUUUGCUCGAUGGCGUCAAGAUUACGGUGACCUGAUACGCAUCAAGGGAAUGUUUGGCCGACCGGACAUUGUGGUUACCUUUCAACCGGAAGACUUCGCAAAGGUAUUUCGCACCGAGGGUGCUUGGCCGAUACGGAGAAGCUCGGCAACGCUAUCCUACUAUCGGCAGAAGGUGCGCCCGGAGGUGUUUGGAGAGCUGAGCGGGCUCAUAACGACGCAAGGUGAAACAUGGCAGCAGCUGCGGACCAUCGUGAACCCGGUGAUGAUGCAACCGAAAAUCAUUCGCCUCUACGUGGAUCAGGUGGAUGCUGUUGCGAGAGAGUUUAUGACAAUUGUGGCUGAACUGCGCGAUGCAAAGUGUGAAGUACCGGCCGAUUUCAACCAGUGGCUGAACCGUUGGGCACUAGAAACAAUGGGAGUGCUCGCACUGGACACGCGGCUUGGUGUACUCCGACCGGAACAGACAACAGGGGCAAAGGCUAUCAUUUCGCUUGUGCAAAAGAUAUUCGAUCUGAUGUACCGGCUGGAGUUUGAACCUGAAUAUGUUCUUUGGAAAUACUUCCAAACUCCAUCGCUCAAGCUGCUGAUGCAGGAGUUAGAUAAUUUAACGAAUCUUGUGAUGGGGAAAAUCGAUGAAGCAGUCCGAAGGAUUGAAAAGGCUCCCAAGAUGGAAGGAACUCAGAGUGUCCUGAAGAAACUGUUGAAGACGAACAAGCAGCUGGCAGUGGUCAUGGCUUUCGACAUGAUAAUGGCCGGAAUCGAUACGACAUCAUCGAGUACGUUUGGCAUUCUGUACUGUCUCGCGAAAAACCCAUCCAAGCAGGCUUUGCUGCGCAAAGAACUGCGUAGUGUUCUUCCGCACCAUGAUUCACCCUUGACGCCGGAAAAUAUGCGCAACUUGCCGUACUUGCGUGCUUGUAUCAAGGAAGGACUGCGGCUGUACCAACCAACGCCAGCAAACGUGCGGAACGUGGGCCAUAACAUCGUCCUGCAAGGAUACCGCAUACCGAAAGGAACGGAGGUAGUGAUGGGGACGCUAGCGUUGCAGCGUGAUGCAACUUACUUCCCUCAGCCAGACGCAUAUCUGCCGGAAAGAUGGCUACCCGAAGGACAGGGCACGGGUAUACCCAGCGGAAAGGAGGCUCAUCCGUUCAUCUUUCUCCCGUUUGGAUUCGGUGCAAGAAGUUGCAUCGGCAGACGACUGGCGAUGAUGGAGAUGGAGAUCGUUAUUGCACGGCUUGUGCGUAGGUACGAGGUGGGAUGGAAUUACGGCAAGCUCAAAGUGAAAAUGGGCUUUGUUACUAUUGCCACAGUGCCGCUUCAGUUCGAACUGAAAGAUGUGAUUGAUUAGGGGCAUCUAUAAAUAGCUCUGUAACGCUAACGGCGAUAACGGUACGUCCGGUGGUGUUGGUACAAGUGUUUUGCAUGAGUCAACUGUUCUAAUCUAAUCUUAUCUUGCCUCUAUUCACUGACCU